Messenger RNA from Anopheles merus, 682 nucleotides. RefSeq lists its product as uncharacterized. Bases 245 to 682 code for a protein of 145 amino acids. The transcript is spliced from 2 exons. The record is from RefSeq and is a predicted model, not a curated record. Lineage: Eukaryota; Metazoa; Arthropoda; Insecta; Diptera; Culicidae.
GUCUACAUUUCAGCGGUUUGUUUAGCAGGGUCAAACAUAACAGUUUUAGAAUAGCUAAUCAAUAUGCAAAACAGUGUGUGUUUGGCCUAUCAUUGCCACUUAAAUCACCAAUGAAUACACAAGCAGUACAAUACAUACGAAAGAACCAGACGACGUUUUAAGCGCGAUCUGAUACGUAAAACUCCCCGCAGACCCAGUGUAAAUGUCGCCUCGAGGCACUGUUUAGAUUGCACUUUGGUAAGUCAUGAAUGUGUUAAUUUUCGGCAACGGUUUGCUCCAGUUCGGUUCUUUGCAUUGUCGCUACCAGAAGCAAGAAAGUAGUGGUGAUGUGUACAGCAUUAUCCAUUUCAAACUUUUAAGUACUGAUUGUAGCAAUGAACGUGUUUUCAGCUGUCUAAAAAGAUUCAAACUUGCACGUAAUAAACGCAGAAGAUGUAAAAAAAUGCUACUGAAUGUCGCCCAGGUUGUUGUCGAUCAAUUCGGCAGUACGUUUAUACGUUUCAUGACAUGCCCUUCGAUUAUCGUUCAGCAGAAACAAUGCCCCUCCAUAGCGGUUGAGAUAAGCCAACGGGUUGACCACGAGUGUAGUAAUGCCUUCGGCCCCAAUCUUGCUAUCUCAUCGCUGUACACAUCGAAUGUACUGAUGAUGACGUUGAUGCUGUUCAUUCGAUCAGUGGUAUAG